Molecule: messenger RNA, 5736 nt
Organism: Anguilla anguilla (European eel)
Lineage: Eukaryota; Metazoa; Chordata; Actinopteri; Anguilliformes; Anguillidae
Product: CLOCK-interacting pacemaker-like
Exons: 4
Coding region: 421-1512 (363 amino acids)
Biological process (GO): negative regulation of circadian rhythm; negative regulation of DNA-templated transcription
Cellular component (GO): nucleus
Source: RefSeq, a predicted model, not a curated record
ACAGUAACAGUAGCCUACGUGUUUUCUUGUCGCGUGCUCUGCAUCGUGUAUGGUAGGGCUGGCUACGUGACGGGGCUGCUCGGGGAGUGAACUCGCAACAACUGAGUCGUUCUUAACUGAGAGGAUUUGACACACAAUUAGCUAUUAAGCUACAUAUUUAAUAGUUAUUUGAAGGCACGGUGUUUUAUAAAUAAAUGCGUUCAAUGUUUAGCGAGAAAUGUACAUCGUGCAUUUGAAUGAGCCGUUCUGUAGGCAGCUCACGGAACAAAAUUAGCUUGCAUGGUUACAUAGCUAGAAAGGUCAACACUGAAAUUGGUGAUACGAGCCAUUUUGGGGUGAAAUAAUGUCAGACGUCCCUCUGGUGCAGGAGAUGCGGUUUGCCUGAGAGACGACAAGCGCACUGGAACGAUCGGAGCAACUAUGAGCGGCAGAGUUCGAGCGCGCAGCCAACAGAAACCGUCAUCUGUCACCAUGAGCCGGAUGAAGGUGGAAGGCCUCAAGCCAGAGUCCGAGAGGGACUCAGGAUUCUCAGAUGCCAGUUCGGAGCACCUGAGUUCUCUGGAUCAGAUGGACCUGGACGAGACUGCUCAGGGCAUGUACCCAGGCGCCCAGACGUCUCAGCUGGUGAUGGGGGCGCCCUAUUCUGGCCUGUCCCCCAUGAUCUUCAUGAACAACGCCCUCCUCAAGCAGCCAAAUGAUACCCCUCAGUCACCAAAUGCAUGGGGUUUCCAGCCUGCGAUUGAGAUGCUUCCACAGCCUCAGGUGGUCUUCCUGCAGCCCAUGGUGUCUGCCAACCCUUCCGUGCAGAGGAGUGUGUCUAUGAAGCGCCGGCGCUCCAAGAAGUACUUUCCCAUCCUCAAGUCCUACCCCAAGAUCGCCCCCCACCCAGGGGACAGCUCGUCAGAGCAAGGCAGCUCCGGUUCCACCGAACGGAGCAGUUCGGCCUCCAGCCACUGGGGGCGCCGUCGUGCACAAAAGCAGAAGAGCUGCCCAGCCGGCGUCAUUCUCCUCACCCCUCCCGCACUCCCUGUGACUUCCAGCCUGCGGGCUCCAUCCCCCAAGCAAUGCCCUUCGCUCCAGGAGCCCAGCGCAGACAGCAGCGGGGUCUUAGGGAAUAACACGGAGCACGCCCCGUCCACCUCCCUGGCCAAACCCUCGUCCCCGCACACCGAGGCCGGGGCUCUCGCCCCCUUCUCGUGGCCCGUGGAGCAGGCGGACGGCCCCCCCACCGACGACGACUGCGACAGCAAGCGGAAGCGCUUCUGCAACACCUACAACAUCCUGAGCCAGUCGGGGCUGCUGGACAUCACGCUGCGCGUCAAGGAGCUCAUCCGGCAGAACCGGCACAGCCAGGGCCAGCUGGAGCGGCUGCAGACGCAGGCGGGCCUCUUCCGGGAGGCCGUGCAGAGCGGCAGCCCCGAGGUCUGGACCAGGCUGCAGAAGGCCAUGCAGGAGGCGGGGCCCGAGGCCAUGGAAGAGGAGAUCAAGCAUGCUCCGGAGAGGCUGCCCUGAACCCCGCAGCACGUCCGGGGAGGAUGGUCCGUCCACCUGACGGGCCGACAGACAGAUAGCCACAGACAAACAGAAUGCAGCUGCAACAACUCACAGUCCAAAUCAAGGUGGGAUUGGAAUUUUUACGUCCAGCUAUACCUCACCAUCGAGAGGCUGCUGUCACAUUUCUGGUGAGGGGAUUGGUCCAAAGGUGCUGUCGAUCACUUCCAAGGAGGUCAAGCCCUACGCUGUAUUUGGGGACUAUGGGAACAUUAAGAUAUCAAAGGGAUAUGUGUAUAAGGCAUGGAAAUUCUAGCACAGCUGGUGCUGUCAGUUUACUGAAUUGGAAAACACUGUGGACCCCUGCAGAUGUUUCGUUUUUUAAAAGUAAUUUACAUUUAAACAAAGGUUGGCUGUUAACUAAAGGCUUAUAAGAAAACUUUGGUCAAAAACUUUAAAAUCUUAUAUUGUUUAUCAUACAUACACUUGGUUUGGUGGCACCCACUUUGGAAGAUAAUGCAUGUCUUUAUGCUUCUCCUGAAUUGAUGGAGGACGUCACAAUGUCUCACGUUUUGAGAAAAAAUAGGGAUCGAAAUGAUUUAAAAAAGCGUAUACGAGAUGAAGCAUUCCAAACGGCAUCAUCCUUCAGUUGGUGAUGCAAGCCACAACUUUUCAGUACUCUAGGCAGAAAGAAAUGUGACAAAAUGGCUCACCAAUGUGGCUCACCAUGCACAGCGAGGAUUCCAUUACAUGGAAAUAUUUAAGAAGCAGGUCUUACUUUUCAAUUUGCCGUCUUCCAUUGAAUGAUUUCGUGAGCUUAAUCUCAAGGUACAUUAACAAAAUUAGAAUUUUUGACCAUAGUUCUCCCAGUUCAGUUACCAAGCAAAUCAUUUAAUCUUUUUAUAUAGCGGUGACUGAAUAAUAACGCAUUAUGGAUUGUUUGUCUUGAUGCUGAUAAAAAUGAAUAACGAUAAUGUUUUAUUUAUGACAUUUUCAAUGUGCUGAUGUCAACUGAAGAAAGUAUUGGCAUGUGGUAACCUAUAUCAAUCUGUGGCACGGAAAAGACUACGAAGCACGAACAAAGUUGUGUAUGAACCAGAAAAGUCCCUUGAAAUAUAGACAUGAAGCGUGGACAUGUAUCGAUCUGCCUAUCAAGGGACAUGUUUCUUCAGAGCUUCCAUCACGGAUCCCAAAGGACACUGUCAGCAGUUUUGCUGAACGCCCCCCGGAACAGCACAAACCUCGAGGAGAGAUUUCUCGCCGACGCAAAGAAAUCCCUCCUCGCCACUUCCGGCGCUCUAUCGAAAAGUGCCGGAGACUCCCGGGGUUGUGGCACCGCGAUGUCGUCCUAGAAGGGCCUCACACGUGCUUCUCCCCCAUCUUUAGGAAAAAAAAAAGAAAUGUUGUCGACGUUAUGUCGCAAAAAAGGCCAUAUCAGAGCGUUGGUUAUUUAUUUUUGUACGACUUUAUGCUGCACUCUGACAAUAGGACGGCAGCGUUUCGGCCUGCUUUAAAUUGUGAUUACUGGGCUUAUUGAGGCAGCUAAAGAAAAUGAGAGAAACGAAUAAAAAUGGCAAAGUAACCGUUUCAUUUACAAAGAUUCAUUUAGGGGAUAAUACAUUUCUGGUCUUUUAAAAAAAUAUAUUUUGAACCUGUUUUAAGUACUUGUCUUUUUAUCUCAGCCGUUAAGCACUAUAAAGUGUCUGUAAAUAUGAAGCCGCCAAUGACAAAGUACAUUAACAAUAGGGGGGAGUGAACUUGGAAUAAGAAGUUGUAGACAACAUUAUCUCCCAUGUUCAUGUGCCGUGUGUGUGUGAUUUCUAUUUAUGUUCUUAGUUGUAUAAUGAUUUCAUACAAUAAUAUAAUUCAUUCUUACAUAUACUAAUUAUACAGCAAUGAAUUGCACUCCCAGACAGCAAGACAGUCUGAAGUAUUGACAUUAAAACUGUCUUGGCAAUCUCCUUAAUACUACGUAGGUACCACCACUGUACAGGUGCUGAAUAGAUUUGACUUUCUUGACAGAUGGCUAUACAAUACACAUUUUUUUUUCUUAGGCCAGAUUCAGCUAAACUGCAGUACUCCUAGAAUAGUGAAUUUCUGAAACUGGUUUGUUACUUGUGUUGAGUAGUUACACAACACAACUCAUGUAUUCAAAGGAGAAUUAAAUAAUUAAACAAUGUGUGGGAGAAAGAAACUUGAUGCUUGCUUCAGGCCUCUACACUUUGAAAAACAAAUUCAAAUGUGAUUUUGCCAAAGGUACUUUCUUUGAUCUUUGGAGAAUUUGGGUGGGGUGAGGUUAAAAUCUAACCCAAGGUCAGCUAUAAACAGCAACCUUAUAAACAGAAACUUAUAAACUUCCCUCUUGAAAUUCCCAAAUAAAACAAGUAAUGAGUUGUCUACAUAACAUAAAGGCCUGUAAAAAGAUAUUAAAAAAUCGGGUGGAGGAUCAACCCUGAACUUAUAUUGACUCAGUCUGAACCUGUGACUGCAUGUUUAAAAUGACUCAGUGUGUACAGGUUGUGCGUGUAGGCAUGCAGUUGCAUUUCUGUUUCGUAUUGAAAUAUCAGAAAAGAAAAGGAUACUGGUGAACUGACCAUGGGUGACUGUGUUAAAUCUCUGUGGUUGGUGAGGGUGUUCCAUUUCCAGAGUGCUCCAAACCUCGGCUCGGGAAGCUGUCACUUGUGAGAGAGAUCGCGUGAAACUUUCACAGUACUAGUGGAGUUUUUUCAUUUAAGUUUUGUAAGGCUUUAGAAAUAUUAUUAUUAACAUCAACGUGUGUUGUGUCUCUUGUUCUACCUUGAAAGGUCAAAAAGGGUGUGUAAGGGUCAGCAAACUAAACAGGACUAAACAUGGCUGGAUGCAGGCUGUGUUAAAUCCCCCAGUGGUGUUUUUGAUUUGAAAACUUCAUGUUUAACAGUUGCCAUUCCAUUUAGUCUGAUGGCAUCUGUUGGGCUUUUAGAAACAUUUAUUACACCAAAGGGGUGCCAAAGACACUUAAUUGUCUCAUAUAUUCAGAAAAUAUUAGCUAAUCUUGUUAGCCUUCACUUUCAUUUGAAGUGAACUGCUCUAUUGGAACUGCUUUGAAAAAAACACGAGCUUCUUAUCGACGCUGAGAAAUGAUCCUCUCCAUUCCCUUGCUGUGCUCUUCACUGCAGGCGGACAUUUAAUCAAUGCCUGAACACGUGACAUAAUUAUGCAAAUAAUCAGCUUUGUAGAUAUACAGGCCAUGUGAUCUCUCUGCAGUUCAUGAUUCAUAUGCAGCACGUGAGGGAGCACAUUUGAGCAUGUUUUCUUCUUAUGGUAAUGUGCGAUGACCUCACACGUCUUGAGUGAUUUGGCGCUCCCUUCAUCUUUGUUUUUAAAAAUGCAUCUCACACGAAAAGAAAAUCAUUAUUUUUCUGUUUAGAAUCUUGGGCCAGGUGCAGUACAACAGACCUUGUCUUCAUCUUCCAUGUACAGCUGAGCACGUACUACUGUGACAGAUCCAGUAUAUCUAUAUCUAUGUAAAAGCUGUUGUUCUAUCCUUUCAUCGUAAGCACAGCAAAUAUAAUGGGUCUUCUGAAUGUGGGUUUUUUAAAUAUCGGCUUAGCGCAGGAGUAGCGAAUCAGUAUCUUCAAGUAUCUGUUGCGGUGGGUCACCGAGCCAAGCACAAAACAAAAUUAUGCUCGUACAAUUGGCUUUUGACUUUCCAAAGACAUUUUCAGCAAUAGAUCCGCAGUUUUUAUUUUAGGUGAGGCAAUCAAAUUUUGUAUUUAAUGUAAGUUCAAAGGUCCAUUUUUGAGAAGUGGACGACAUAGCUCAGGAGGUAAGACCGAUUGUCUGGCAGUCGGAGGGUUGCCAGUUCAAACCCCACCCUGGGCGUGUUGAAGUGUCCUUGAGCAAGACACCUAACCCCUAACUGCUCUGGCGAAUGAGAGGCAUCAAUUGUAAAGCGCUUUGGAUAAAAGAGCUAUAUAAAUGCAGUCCAUUUACCAUUUACCAAGUGAGUGCCGUGUGAACUGAAACUGUUAAUACUGUAAUUAGUUUUUAAGUGAUUAAAGAACUCUUGGGUGUUGCAUAAUACAUAAAAGAAAACAUUCAGGCUACAGGGAUCUGUGCUAUCUCAUGCACUGUUUUGCUUGUUAACUAUACUAUUGUUUAGCCAUCUGAGAGGAAACCGUGGCUGUGACAUUUACUGGGGGAAAACAAAGCUGUGGUAGCAAAGCUAAUUAACUAUGCAACAUUAAAAGCUGAAAAUUGAACAAA